AUGUCGGCGGACAGCGGCUCUUCGCCUGAAGACGACAAUUUAGAGGAGCAGUGCGGUUCUGAAGUAGAUGAAAUGGAAAAAAGUGAGCACUCAAACGAUGCUUUGGAGCUCAACCAAUUCGAUGGCUUACCGUACUCCUCACGAUAUUACAAGUUACUUAAAGAAAGAAAGGCCCUGCCAGUUUGGGAUGCAAAGCGUGAGUUCAUGGACACCUUGGCCGACCAUCAGCUAGUGAUAGUGUCUGGAACUGCGAAAACUGGGAAAAGUACGCAGAUGCCGCACUGGUGUGCGGAGUUCUGUCUGUCGGUGCAGUACCAGCACGGCGGUGUGGUGUGCACUCAAACCGACCGGAGGUGUGCUGUCGACCUGGCCCUACGCGUCGCUGAUGAAAUGGACGUUAACAUCGGGCAUGAAGUGGGGUACAGCGUCCCCCUGGCCAACUGCUGCUCCAGCGACACCGUGCUGAGGUACUGUACCGACGACCUACUGCUGAGAGAGAUGAUGUCGGACCCCCUGCUGGAGCGGUAUGGCGUGGUGGUGAUCGACCAGGCCCACGAGCGGACUGUGAGUACGGAUGUGCUGCUGGGACUUCUGAAGGAGAUCCAGCUGCAGAGGCCGGAGCUCCGGGUGGUGAUCCUGACCGCCCCGCACAUGUCCCACCUGCUGGCCUCUCACUACGGCGACGCCCCCCUGAUCCAGCUGGGGGGCACCAGCCUGCCUGAGGUGGUGUACAGCAAAGGCACCCAGGAGGACUGCUUCUGCUCCGCACUGCGCCUGGUGCUGGAGAUCCAUCAAGCCCAGGAGGAGGGCGACAUCGUCGUGUUCCUGGCCUCAGUGCAGGAGAUUACCUGUGCGUGUGAGAUCCUGCGGAGAGAGGCGGCUGAGCAGACCCCCUCACUCAGGGAGCUGGUGCCAGUGGCCCUGUACCCCGGCCAGGGGGGGGGCUGCUGGGUGGGGGAGGUGGAGCAGACGAAGAGCAGGAAAGUGUUUCUGACCUCCAGCCACAGUGAGGCGCCCUUCUGGGGUGUGGACACUGUCAACUUCGUUAUCGACACUGGAGUUCAGAAGAGACAUGUGUAUAACCCUCGGAUCAGGGCUAACUCUAUCGUGACGCAGCCCAUCAGUAAAAGUCAAGCGGAGAGUCGCAGGCAGCUGGUGGGCUCCACAGGGAAGUGCUUCUGCCUGUACCCUGAGGAGACACAACUUCUGCCUGAGACUCCUGCCUCUAUCCUGGAGGCCAACAUCACCCCCACGGUGCUCUUCCUGAAGCGCAUGGACAUCGCUGGCCUGGGCCCCUGCGACUUCAUCAGCAGACCAGACCCCGAGGGCCUGAUGCAGGCCCUGGAGGAGCUGGAUUACCUGGCAGCCCUGGACGAUGACGGGAACCUUUCUGAGAUCGGCAUCAUCAUGUCCGAGUUCCCGCUGGAGCCGCAGAUGGCCAAGACCCUGCUGGCCUCCUGUGAGUUUGACUGCGUGAAUGAGGUGGUCACCAUCGCGGCCAUGCUCACAGCACCAAGCUGCUUCUUGGAGCUGAGCCCGGAGUCCCGACCCGAGGUUCUGCAGCGCCACGGAAUGUUCCGGCACCCCGAGGGGGACCACUUCACCCUCAUCAAUGUCUACCGGGCCUUUAAGCAGAACCAGCAGGAGGCAUGCUCUAACCUUGAGAGGUGGUGUCAGGACCACUUCCUCAGCUACCCUGCUCUGCAGAUGGCAGACGCCAUCAGAUCCGAGCUGACGGACAUCCUGAGGCGGCUCGAGCUGCCGGUGUCAGAACCCGCCUUCGGAACCAAGAACAACACCCUCAACAUCCAGAGAGCGCUGCUGGCUGGAUUCUUCAUGCAGUUCGCCAGACGUGUGGACACAGCGGGUCAGUACUUUGUGCUGACCCAUAAGCACAUGGCUGAGAUCCACCCCCACUCCAGCUACCUGACUCAGGGCCAGGACCCAGGCCUGCCCGAGUGGGUGCUCUUUCACGAGUACACCCUCUCUGAAAACAACUGCAUCCACGUAGUCUCUGAGGUCUCGCCCGAACUCUUCAUUCAGAUGGCCCCACAGUAUUUCUUCUAUAAUCUGCCUGCUAGUGAGAGCAAAGACAUACUGCAGACCCUCCUGGACCACGAUGGCUCUGAGCCCUGCAAAGUGAAGAGGGGGCGGAGCCAGACCCUCAGCAGCGAAUCACAGGAGGACUGUGCUGGAAACCAGGCUCAGGAGAGGUGUGUCAUACAGUGACUUCCCACAAUCACCCACCCUGCAGCCCCGCCCACUCAU
Messenger RNA from Megalops cyprinoides (Indo-Pacific tarpon), 2268 nucleotides. Its product is annotated as putative pre-mRNA-splicing factor ATP-dependent RNA helicase DHX32. The record is from RefSeq and is a predicted model, not a curated record. Gene Ontology annotation, cellular component: intracellular anatomical structure; spliceosomal complex. The coding region runs from base 1 to 2229 and encodes 742 amino acids. Lineage: Eukaryota; Metazoa; Chordata; Actinopteri; Elopiformes; Megalopidae. The transcript has 11 exons. Gene Ontology annotation, molecular function: RNA binding.